This is a messenger RNA of Marasmius oreades (fairy-ring Marasmius), 2135 nucleotides long. RefSeq lists its product as uncharacterized. The coding region runs from base 5 to 1582 and encodes 525 amino acids. Lineage: Eukaryota; Fungi; Basidiomycota; Agaricomycetes; Agaricales; Marasmiaceae. The record is from RefSeq and is a predicted model, not a curated record. The transcript has 6 exons. Gene Ontology annotation, cellular component: mitochondrial outer membrane.
UAAUAUGGCCGUGUCUCAAACAUUCACGGUACGCAAUUUUGUGAAGGCACUCGACCAACACGCCAAAAAGCCUCUCCUUCAAGUUGCACAGACUGUUUCGGAAAAGUCGGAUUCCGAUUCGACGAAGCAAAAACUGCAAUCAGUUCUCGCGUCCUUAGAGAAACUCUAUAUUCCCGGUUCCAACCAACAUACACGAGAUGCAAUACAGCUUCUCUUGAGUCUUCAAAAUCAAAGAUUGGUUGAAGGACUUCCCCCAUCGAAGGACUCCGAGCAAGCCGCUUUAGAACAAGCUGUUCUCAACAAGGUCGCAAUUGUCGUUUAUUCCCAAGCCUUAGAUAUACUCCUUUCCCAAUGUCUCGAGGCCGAAAGCGAAAUGGAAUGGUGGAAUGAUGUUGAAAGGUCCCCAUCGAAUGUUGUUCAUUACCUUUUGCAAACCCUUCCUUCUCGUUUGGUAAACUUGACACGCACUUUCCGCGACGGUCUCAGGCAGCAUAACAUUCCAAUGAACAUUGACCAACUAAGGCCAUCAUCCUUGCGUCUUUUAUUUCCUUCCCGAGCUCUACGACCUUCAAUUCUCGUAACCUCGCUCUUCCCCCACCUCCAUCACUCCUCUCAAUCUCUGUCAUCCAUCCCAUCCCUUUCUCUAUUCUUCGACUCUCAGCAAACGCCGUCCGGUAAUCACGGUUGGAGCAUAACUCGCAUCAUCUCACAUCUCGCCGGAUCCAUACGUUCUCUAAUCGAACUACCUUAUCGACUGACGAAGGAAGAAUGCCGUUUUAAGAGACGCCAACUGGAGGCGAUUCGAAACGACCGAGCCUCCGCCCUUGGUCAACUUGCCCAAGAACGCCUUCGUUUGAGGGAUACCUUGGACCAUCCCCAGUUCGACCUAGAAUCUUUGAAGCCUACAGUGGAAGUCAUCGACGGAAUCAUGCGCGAGGUUACAUCCUCCGUAGCGAUGGAUUCCACUCUUCCAAUGUUACAGGCUUUCUGUUCUACGACCUUCACUGAGUUCAAAGACCUCCAUGUCGCACAUCUGCGAUCCGAACAACUGUUGAAGCCUUCGCGCUUAACCCGUCUAUGGCCUCGACUCAUUCUGGGUCCUCCGAUAUUUUUAUAUACCGUUGGCCGAUUGUAUCACUCCCGAGGAAGCCUUUUGCAACUUGCCCGAGAGUCAAAGGAAGUGCUUCAAGGAUUUUUGGUGGAUUGGCUUAUUGAACCAUUGAAGGGCGUCUUUGACACCGUACGUUCCAAGGACAAAAGCGUCAUUGUUAGCAAAGAAGGAGUCGAAGCCGAUUUUGAAUCCUUGGAGCGCAUGGCAAUAUCCCUCGCAAAAGACCACCUCAAUUACAACUCCGAUCAGCUACGCGGGCUCUCAGAGCAGGUUAGAGCAGGCGAUUUGACCCCAGUGAUGAAGUUGUACGAAGAGGACAUCCGAAGCCCGGUCAAGUCAGCUCUUGGAGGAACUCUUCUGAGGACACUGUUCAUUCAGGUUCAGAAAGCAAAGGUGGACAUAGAUCAAGCUCUUACAGGCAUUGACAGGUUAUUGAAAUCUCAAGGUUCGAUGCCGUUUGUCGUCGUUUGACGGUCAUGUACACCCUGACUGUUCAUCUUAGAACUAACUUUUGCUUUCGUUGGAGUCGCGCCGGCGUUCUCUAUUCUAUAUCUCACCGUGGGGUAUAUUCGACGGCUACUCGUGGGUGGUCGUGGCAAACAGCGAUACGGAGGGAAACAUCAACGAGCGCGUGUGCUCUUUGCGAUGAGACGAAUUGAACGCCUCCUGAUACACGACCAAACUACUCAAGUGUCCUCGCAAACUGCCGGUCUACUCAUGCUUUCUGUUGCGCAAUUACAAACAUACGCGGAAAAGUAUCUUCCUAAUAAUUCUAGAUUGAAAGAGGGAUUCCUAGAAGAUGUGGAAGAUUUGGAGGAUCCUGAGUUGGGUGGGAGAGAGAGACGGUUGGUGGUGGAGAGGAUGUGGAGGAGCUGGGGUAAGAUACUGGGAUUGGGAGAGAUCGCUGGGGAGGGCGUUAUGACCUAGUUUGGCUUUUCGUACGAGCAGAGGUUUACUACUAGAGCGGUGCUGCGUAGCAGUCAUUUUACCUGGACACAUUGACCACCACGGCACGACCAGACUC